Drosophila eugracilis is the source of this 2412-nucleotide messenger RNA. RefSeq names its product protein regulator of cytokinesis 1. Gene Ontology annotation, molecular function: microtubule binding. The record is from RefSeq and is a predicted model, not a curated record. Gene Ontology annotation, cellular component: cytoplasm; spindle; mitotic spindle midzone. NCBI's taxonomy places the organism in Eukaryota, Metazoa, Arthropoda, Insecta, Diptera, Drosophilidae. Bases 271 to 2283 code for a protein of 670 amino acids. The transcript has a single exon. Gene Ontology annotation, biological process: microtubule cytoskeleton organization; mitotic spindle midzone assembly.
CCAUUUCAGUUUGAAUUUACCGAAAAUUCAGUCUGGCGUCAUCGUUUCAUUCAGUACUUAAUUUCGUGCAGCGAUGCACUCUAAAUAAACCCACAUUCCGAAUCCCCGUCCAGUGGAGUUCAUCUUGAAAACAAAAGUCAAGUUAUUUCGGUUGUUUCCCAGAUAGACAUGCUAAACAAAUAAAAGAUUUCCAUUGCUCUAACAGGAAGUUAUCAACGAAAAAAUAAACAAGCAUAUUCUGAAAACGAAAUUUUUAAUAAAACCGAGAUAAUGAAUACUCCGAGUGCCACUGCGGUGAAGGCCCAGAUCCUGGAGAUGACGGGCGAGCACGUGGACCAGUUACACGCGAUGUGGUCGCACUUGUUUGAGCCGAAGACCUGCGGCGAGUUUCUGCACAGGCUGAAAGACCAUGCGCACAGCUUUUUCACGGAUCUGCUAAACGAAUCCCGGGAGAAACAGCAAGCAAUCCUGGGUGAUAUAGCAGCCUUACGUGCAGAGGCUACCGACCUAACGCGGCUGCUUCACGAGUCGGUAGACAUAGGUGAACGUCCAGAUGAUAUGCCUUUGGUCAUCUGGCAAUUGAAGCUAGACAAGAGCAUUGAACAUUUGCGUGAGGAGCUGGCCGGGCGCCGGGCUGAGAUUUGCGAGCUUCUACUACAGCAGGAGCAGCUCUGCGAGGAGCUGGGCGAGCUGCCACAUCCACUGCUGGCUGAUCCCCUGCCUCUACCCGAGGAGAUGGACGCCUUUAGGGAUCGCCUCGAGCAGCUACGCGACCAGCGAGUGGUGCGCCUCAAGGAGAUGGACCAGCUGCGUCAGAGUAUCAAGCAUGAUAUGAAGUUGCUUGAAUGUCUGCCCCAGACGGACUCCGAGGAGCGUCUGCUCAAUCAGGUUGAUCACUGUCUCACACCGGAAGCCUUUGAACGCCUGCGCUACAUGCAAAAAUGCUUCGCCGACCAGGUGAAGGAGUUGCGAGAGCGUAUCGACGAAAUGCGCGAGAAGAUUCAUGUUCUGUGGGACCGAAUCCAAGAGACUGACGAAUAUGCAAUGCGUCGCGUGCGUGAAUCCACAUCCUAUACUCAGCGCACCUACGAUAUCCUGCGUGAAGAGCUGGAUCGCUGCCAGGCCCUACAACGACAGAACCUGAAGACCUUCAUCAAACAGCUACGCCUCGAGAUCAAGGAGUGGUGGGAUCUUACGCUGAAGAGCCCGCAGGAGCGCUUGCGUUUCUCAAACUACAACAAUGACUUUUACAAUGAGGACCUCCUGGAGUUACACGAACUAGAACUGGACGACCUUAAGACCUUCUACAACAAAAACAAGGAUAUAUUUGAUCUGUAUGAGAGCCGGGCAGAACUUUGGGCUCGCAUGGAAGCACUGGAGGCCAAGGCAAACGAGCCGAAUCGCUUUAACAACCGUGGUGGCCAAUUGCUCAAGGAGGAAAAAGAGCGGAAGGCCAUCACGUCCAAGUUGCCCAAGAUUGAGCAGCAGAUUACAGAACUAGUACAGGCAUACGAGGCCCAGGAGAACACUGCCUUCCUGGUGCACGGCCAGAACAUCUUAGACCUUAUGGCCGCAGACUGGGAGCGGCAUCGCCAGGCUAAACAGCAAAACUCGGCACGCAAAAAGGCACCGGCAUCGGCCAGCAAGUUUAUGCCACCACCCGCUCCGGGAUCGACAGCUCCGCGGACGCCACGAACUCUGCGCAAUAUGUCGACCUUCUCCACAUCCACUAUGUCGCUGCGCAAGACGCCCUCACAACAGUAUCUCCGUCCACUGAACGUCACGAAGAGUACGGGCAAUCUGCACAAGCGGCUUAAUCCUUCCAGCCUGCAGACAGGGCCCAGGACACCAAACGCUAAGCGCAGCUUAAUGAACACCCUGAACUCGAUGAAAGCGUCGCCAGCCCAGCGAUUGCUCACCGUCAAUCAUCAGCAGAACCAACUAAAGGCCACUAAGUCACCGUUGAAACGGGUUCGCGUUCUGGAUAACACACUGCGACGUAGCGGUGGAAUGGGCAGGCGCAGCAUUGGGACGCGGUCCAGCAAGAAGCCGCGUACGAAGUCCACUGAUCAGGACAUACCAAACGACACAGACUACACAACGGACGAAAAUGCCGAGAAUGGUGUGAGCUAUGACGAAUUUCAGCCGACCAGUCGCUCCUCAAUGCUGCCGCGUCAGCGACACCAAAUGGCCGUUACCAGAAAGCGUCAUCCGGAGGUGAAUGCCAAUCUGCCGGUUCCACGAGAAAGCCUAAUGGUGGUGCAGCCGCGAAAACAGUUCUAAAUGCACUUGAAAUUAACUUAACACGUACCUACUAUAAUAUUCAUUAACAGUUGGCGUUUCUUUAUGUAUUUCAUUUUAUUUUCUGUUUUACGUUUCUCAAAUAAAAAUUAAGUGUGCUUUGCUUGACCA